Messenger RNA from Closterium sp. NIES-67, 1590 nucleotides. NCBI's taxonomy places the organism in Eukaryota, Viridiplantae, Streptophyta, Zygnematophyceae, Desmidiales, Closteriaceae. The record is from the annotation of a GenBank genome assembly.
CUCCAGAAGAAAAGUAAACAAGUAUUUUUGCUCCUGGGCUCACUGUGGAUUCUAGUGGCUACUACCCUCUUCUUAUCUUCGUCUGGCUGCUGUAUCACACUCGUAUCACCUCCCAAUGUCCGUCGCAGCCUGCUCCUUACUGCAUCACCCACGGCUACGCCUCACCAUCCCCGCACGAUUAAGUUCCGCCUCGCGAUUGAAUUCCGCCACGCGAUUCACGCCCGCAUCUGCUUCCGUUUCCCUCGGGAGCUCCGUCGGCCACGUCAGCUGUCACAUUCGCCCUCCUGACCGACUUACCACCCUCCAUUCAGCCACUUUUCAUACAGUCACACAGCAGUCGUUCGCUUUCAGCACAUUCGCACAGCCUCGAAUCUGCCGAAGUUUCGCGAACCCAUUCCUUGGCGCCCUCUGGAUUGGUCCCCGGUCACCUAGGACGAAAACAUUUUCGGGCAGAAACUUCCCUGGUCAGGCGGAUUCUACUGGUCGCCGUGGUGCCGUAGUUGCGAUGGGCAAGAAGAAAGGAAAUAACAUCCCUGAGCAAGGGGGGGCCACGGAGGCCAAGGCAGCACCGCCUGUGAAGCUGAUCGAAAUCGCAGCCAACCUGACAGACGGAAUGUUCCAAGGCUGCUACCACGGCAAGCAGGCCCACCCACCGGACCUGCAAGCAGUGCUUUCUCGAGCCUGGGAGGCUGGUGUGGAGAAAAUCAUAAUCACGGGAGGCAGCUUGGAGGAGAGCAGAGCAGCGCUUGCGCUGGCAGAAACAGACAACCGCCUCUACUGCACCAUUGGCGUCCACCCAACCCGUUGCUCUGAGUUUGACGCAAGCGGGGAUCCACAGCAGCACCUGCAAUCCCUUCUGAAGCUAGCUGAGGACGGGAAGGCCAAAGGCAAGGUUGUGGCAGUGGGCGAGUGCGGCUUGGACUAUGACCGGCUUGUAUUCUGCCCAAAAGAAGUGCAGCAGAAGUACUUUGAGCUCCAGUUUGACCUGGCUGAGGCCACCCAGCUGCCCAUGUUCCUGCACAUGCGUGCUGCUGCGGAUGAUUUUUCUGGAAAUAUUGAAGAGGAACGAGAGCAGGUUUGUGGGGGGAGUGGUCCAUUCGUUCACAGGCGCGUGUGAGGAGAGGGACGCCAUCCUCGCAGUGCCCAAGCUAUCCAUAGGCAUAAACGGGUGUUCCCUGAAAACGGAGGACAAUCUUAAAGCCAUGGCAGGGAUCCCUCCCAGCCGUCUGAUGCUGGAGACCGACUCUCCCUAUUGCGAUGUGCGGCCGACGCACGCCGGCCACAAAUUCGUGGGCAGCAAGUGGGCGGCGAGGAAGAAAGAGGCGCAUUCUGGAGAUGCCAUGGUGAAGGGCAGAAACGAGCCGUGCGCCAUCAGGCAAGUGCUGGAAGUGGUGUGCGGAUACCGCCAGGUCGAAAACGUGGAAGAAUUUGCUCGCAUUGUCCACGACAACACUUCCAGUCUCUUCUUCCCUGCGAGGCAGUAACAAUGUUGCGGUUAUUUAGUAAAUGACUUAACAUAGAAGCAACUAUACCUCUGUGACUCUGUUUAGGACAUACCGUAUAUAGCCUUUGGAUCCAUUACGCUGAUUA